Messenger RNA from Cyclocybe aegerita, 516 nucleotides. The record is from the annotation of a GenBank genome assembly. Lineage: Eukaryota; Fungi; Basidiomycota; Agaricomycetes; Agaricales; Hemipholiotaceae.
AUGUUCAGAUCUGACCUUCCUCUCGAGGCUCGAUAUCAGAACCACCCACACUUUGUACGCCAGAUAUACGGUGCCAUUAUCACGACCAAGUUCACGAAGCGUUUCGAAGAGAAACUAACGGGACAACCUGAAGGUUCGAUCAAGAAAUACUUCGAGGCAGGCGCUAUACUCUCACGGCUUGUGCCACUCAAAGGGCUCGUCUUUGUGAGGGUGCAGUGGUAUGACCGCAAAACAGGAGAGCCAUGGCCCAAGCUAUGUCUGGAGACAUUCGUCCCCAUCAUCCCGAUGAACGACAACUGGUAUAGAGAGGACAUAGGCAUGGAACGCGGCAAGGGGAAGACAGCACUGACAGAGAGAGACGUCGAAAAGAGGAUGAGUCUACAGACGAAAGGGAUGAUGGGUUUGGAGGACCUCCUUGACUUCAGAUGGUUCCAUCUGUAUGAAAUCGAGGUGGGUGCCGAUGUGAAUGGUGACCCAGAUGCGAUAUGGAAGCACUGCUUUCUGGACAAGGAAUAA